AUGACCACUGCAGAUAUUAGGGCCUCGUUCGCAGAAAUCCUGAGAAAAGAAGUACGAGAAACGAGCAGCAUCACGGAACUGGUCCCUAGAGCUACGCUGGAGAUACGGGACUGCGAUUGCUGCACAUCGUUGAUAGAAGUCGAGGAGGCCCUAAAGAGGACCCUGCCAGACUACUCGGGGAAAAUCAAAAUUAAGAUGACGAACCCCAACGCGAGACAACAAUGCCUGGCCCUCGUCAAAAUAGAAGAGGAAGCAGCUGCGAUGCUUUUAAAGGCCGGACGAGUGCUGGUCGGUUUCGUCAGCUGCAGGGUCAGGCGAAGGGCAGAAGUGGGGCGAUGCUACCGCUGUCUCAACUAUGGUCACUAUAACGCCUCGUGCACGGGAUCUGAUCGUAGUAAGUUUUGCUAUUUCUGCGGUGGCACGGGGCACAAGAUAAAAGACUGCAAGGACAGCGAGCCUACUUGCUUCUUGUGCUCCAAUAGCGUAGUUGAAACUAGGAAGCACCUGGCGGGAUCAAGGGCCUGCAAAACUUUCCAGGAGGCCCUUGUAAUAACUAACAAGAAGAAAAAAGGAUGA
Molecule: messenger RNA, 576 nt
Organism: Vespa mandarinia (Asian giant hornet)
Lineage: Eukaryota; Metazoa; Arthropoda; Insecta; Hymenoptera; Vespidae
Source: RefSeq, a predicted model, not a curated record